Neospora caninum is the source of this 4305-nucleotide messenger RNA. Its product is annotated as putative C2 domain-containing protein. NCBI's taxonomy places the organism in Eukaryota, Apicomplexa, Conoidasida, Eucoccidiorida, Sarcocystidae. The transcript is spliced from 21 exons. Gene Ontology annotation, biological process: plasma membrane organization. Bases 1 to 4305 code for a protein of 1434 amino acids. The record is from RefSeq and is a predicted model, not a curated record.
AUGGCGGCGAAGGCUAUUCAGUACAACAUCAAGGUGGACUUGCACGAGGUGAAGGAUUUGUCCUUCCGAGAGGCUGCGGGCGAGAAAGAGAUUGUCCCGAAUCCGUACAUUGAGGUCACAGUGAACGGCGUGACCAAGUCCACCAUCCAAAAGACGCAGGUGGUUUCGGCGACGUUCAACACCUCCUUCAACUUUACUGCCUACCUGACACCUGAUGAAUUCGCGAGGAGCUACGUCGAAGUGGCUGUGCUGCACAAAUACAUGCUUAUCGGCGGCGUCGGCUUGCAAAGUGCGGUGAUCGGAAAAUAUGUCUUUAGUUUCGCCUACAUCUACACCAAGAGUCAGCACUGGAUCUAUCGCCAGUGGGUCACGCUGCGCAACUUGGAACAGCCUCAGGAUGAGACGGGACUCCUCCUCAUCACAGUUGGCGUCUUCGGACCCGGCGACGCCAUGCCCGUCGUCGACGAGACUGUGUGCGUUAUCAACGAGGGCGAAAGAACGAGCACAGAUGUCAACGUCAAGUUGACCCAUUACAGUCUUUCAGUCAACAUCUACAAAGGACAAGAUAUCCCUAGCGUCCAAGGACAGUUCUCCACUGUUCUUGAACCAUACGUCAAGGUGAAGCACGGCGGAGCGGAGCUUCAGACGCGGCCUCUCCCGGAUUCGAAUCCCGACUGGCUCGCCUCCAUUUCUAUCCCUGCAUGCGUUCCCUGCUUCGAUGGCAACGUCCUCGUGGAGCUGUGGAACGGCCAAGCGUCGGCGACAGCCGCCGGGACGCUCAUGGGGACGGUCGUUCUCGAUUAUUUCCAGCUGAUCAAGAACGACUUGCCCCCGCGGUGGUUCAAUUUCUACUGGAGACCGCCUGCCGACGGCCUCCUGGGAGCGGUGACGGAUAUGAUGGCGAGCGCGGAACUGCGAGAACCCGUCGCGUACGGGGGGAGAAUCUUGUUGAGCGCGUCGGCGGCCAAAGUGCAAACGCCACUUCCUCUCGGUGUUCGUUCGGCACGGCCCAUCCCCGAACCCGUUACUCAGGAGUGUGUGUGGUGGCUGGACUUGUACGAAAUGACAAGCGCCUCAGGGUACACGUCCCAGCUAAUGAUUGAGAUCGCCUUUGGUCCUCAUUUGAUCAAGACUGCUCCUCUCGAUGCGAAUGCCCUGGGGACUUACGUGAUUGGAGACACUUUCGGACGGCUGCCUGAGAUGAAAAUCUACGCUCCAGUGGACGAGGUCCAGGUUUGGGACGUGAUGAUGUACGUGUGUUCGCCACCGCCGACGAGCGUGGCGACAGGGAUCGCCGACAUCUCGAACUGGUUCACGGGGUGGGGCGGCCCCAUGGCAGCUCCUAGCGCGUCUGAGCCUGUGGAGGUUCCGUGGACGCGCAUCGCGUGGGUCCGCAUCCCCUACGAUUCGAAGCAGUUCCAAAACGGGAAACCGCAGUGGUACAGCCUGCGCUCCCUCGAUGGAUCCGGCACCGAAAUGUUUUCUGUCCUGCUCGGCAUGGAAAUGUUCCCCCUCAAAGCUGGAAAGCAACGCUCACCCCGCCUCGAGUACAAGCUAGGCAGGUUCUACUUCCGCGCACUCAUCUACGAGGGCCUGCAUCUUCCAGCGGUCGGCUACAACAGUUUCCCGGAUCCCUACAUCCAGGUUGAACUCGCCAGCAAAACGCUACGGACCUCAACCAUUCGGCAGACACUCAACCCGUCCUACUACGAAGCGUACGAGAUCGAAAUUCGCCUCCCAGAAAACAUCAGUCUUGCCCCAGAUAUCAACGUUGAGGUCAUCUCCGAAUCGAAUUCAAUCCUCUCUUCAGACGUCGUCCUCGGUUCCGUGCAAUACCCCAUUCAAAAAGUUCCGAAAGAGUGGAAGAAAGCGCCUGUGUGGCUGCCGCUCCACUCGAAAGCGUACCCGCGGUGCAAGGCGCGCGUGCUUGUCGCCUUUGAGCUGGUCCCUGCUGAGAAGGCAGAGGACGACACUUACCCGUUCUUUGACGAUAUCCGGCCGUCGACCAAGGAAGGAAACAUUCGUCUUUUCCUCGUCGGCGUCCGUCUCUUCAAGCCUCUGACACAGCCUUUUGUGACGGUCUGUUUUGGCCGCGAUGUCGAGGACACGGCGCAGCCGCUCUGGUCUCAGCAGUCGUCUGCUCCCCGCACGGGCGAAGGCGGAAACUGGAACUUCUUGGAGGAGUUCACGGUGUCGGUGUCGUUGCCGAAGCGCAUGCAGCACCACUCGUUUCUGGAAGUGAAGAUCCAAGACAGGACGCAGGGAAUUGGCGGCGAGUCCAUGGUAGACGUCGGGAUGGCGUACAUCACGCUCAACCCACUUCUCCCUUGGUUGGAAGCUCGCGAGCGCACGGAGUGCCUGGAAACCUUCCGCCUUCAGAUGCUCGAGGAGGUCCUCAUUGAGGACGCAGAAAACGCCCGACGCUCAGCAGACGGGGGCUCGGCUCUGCGCACCGCGGGUGGUUCCUUUGACGAGGACACCACGAAAAAGAAAGAGAUGCUUGCUGCGGAGAGAACGCGGAAACUGGCGAUUCCGUACAACGAUCCCGACAUGGCAAACAUGAAGAUCGAAGAACCGGACGACUACGUCUCCUUCCAGGUAGCUCCGCGGAUGCAGACUUCGCGACUCUCCCGCGACGCAGUGAGCAAAGACGAGCGAGGACGCGCACCAGGAAACUCGCCCGCGGGGUUCGGCGGGCCAGAGACGCCCGCGCCCCCCUCUGAGGGCGAUGGGACUCCGCCGCCUGGAGAGGCACCUGACGCCAGUAAACUCGGAGACAGUGCAACAGGGGACAGGCCGGACGACGCUGCAGGCCUUCCGGGUCCCCCUCUUGGUGCGCACGGUGGCAACAGGCGAGACGCCCUCAUUGCGAGUCCAUUCGAAGAAUCUUACGGAUUCACUCCCGAUCAACUGAACUUCGUGCUGACAAAUAUGGACGAAGACGAGGUCGAGGAGAUGACGCGGGACGAAGUGCCGUACGAACUGGAGGCGGAUUUCACGGUCGACGACCUUCCCUAUCUCCGAACGCCGAUUUUUCGACCCACUGAUGCAGGAGUCCCAGAGACUGUGGGGUACCUCAAGUACGUCUGCCGGGUUUUUCAGUCGACAGACGAAGACGAAGAAGCCGAAAUGGAUGCUGUUUGCAAGAAUCUGAUCGAAACAUACAACUCGACGAGAGACUUGGUUGUCAGAGCCUACGUCCUGGCGGCGCGUGGUCUCGUCCCCCCGUCGGGCGCUUCAGACAUCCAGACCUACGUGUGGAUUCAAGACAGCGAGAACGCCACAACCUUGCCAGGAGGGCUCUCUUACAAUAUUCGCGACACCGGCUACACGAAGAAACAAGGCUUCAAACCCGAAUUCAAUCGAUGCUACACUCUCGCCUGCUCUUUGCCAGAGAACUCGAUUAUUGCCGUCAUGAAUAUGGGGCGUCUCACCGAUGAGUGCAUUGGCCGGACGCACUUGGACGUUGAGGAUCGAUUUUUCAACAGAAAGGUGGAGCAGAUGGUCAUUGAGGAGUCGACGCCCAUUGAGUUGAGGACUCUGAAAAACGAAGGAAGCACAGUAUCCCACGGCACGCUGCGAGGAUUCUUCGAAAUCAUGCGUGCCGAAUACGCCCAGCUCCACCCGCCGUACACCCUGGCGAGUGCGGAAGCUGAUGAAUAUCAACUUAGGGUUGUCAUUUGGCGUGUGAAGGCGGUGCCUCUCGACGACAAUUCGUCGAUUUCCUUGUUUGUCCGCUCAAUCUAUCAACUCGAAGAGUCCUCGGAGAUUAUCAAGGACACGGACACACACUACAACAGCACAGAUGGGACUGCGGUGUACAACUGGCGAAUGGUGUUUGACGUCUUGAUUCCAGCGCAAAUUCCCGUGCUGAAGCUCCAGAUUUGGAACUAUGCCCUCCUGUCGUCCACAGAGCCAAUUGGCGAGGCAAACUUUGACUUGACAGCCGACUUCUUCAGAGCCAGAAAGCGCCAACAACACUACAGGGUUCCCAGAAUGUGGGUGCGUUGUUCCCACCCAGCCCACAAAGGCAAGUUGCGGGGAUCGAUUGAGAUUGAAGCCUCCAUCCUCCCCCGAGAAGAAGCGGAAUAUACACCUGUGGGCAAUGGGAGAGACGAGCCUAAUCGGGAUCCAUUCUUGCCGGCUGUGACGACCAACCGAACCUACAUCGACUGGCAGCAAAUUGAAGAGACUGUUGGAGCCGCCAGCAGUGCCAUUAUGAGUGGCCUGAAAUGGACGGGUGUCUGGAUGACCGUAGCGGGGGUCAUCGCGCUAGUUAUCUUUGUCAUGUUUCUCCUUAAAUAA